This is a messenger RNA of Aspergillus wentii DTO 134E9, 753 nucleotides long. RefSeq lists its product as uncharacterized. The record is from RefSeq and is a predicted model, not a curated record. NCBI's taxonomy places the organism in Eukaryota, Fungi, Ascomycota, Eurotiomycetes, Eurotiales, Aspergillaceae. Bases 1 to 753 code for a protein of 250 amino acids. The transcript has 4 exons.
AUGUCUCUCACUGGAAAGGUCGCUCUCGUCACUGGAGGCGCAAAGAACCUGGGCGCUGAGAUCGCCCGCCAACUGGCCGCUGAAGGUGCCAGUCUGUCCCUCCACUACAACUCGGCCAGCUCCAAGAACGAUGCCACUCAGCUGGAAGCUGAGCUGAAGCAGAAAUUCCCCUCGUCCAAGGUCGCCUUCUACCAGGGCGAUUUGACCUCUGCUGCGGCCGUCACCAAGCUGUUCAAGGAUACUGUGCAGGAGUUCGGAAAGGUUGACAUUGUUGUCAACACGGUCGGCAAGGUCCUCAAGAAGCCCAUUGGCGAGAUUAGUGAGGAGGAAUAUGACUCUAUGUUUGCGAUCAACUCCAAGGCUGCUUUCUUCAUCCUGAAAGAGGCUGCUGCCCAUGUGUCGGAUGGUGGUAAGAUCAUCUCGAUUGUCACUGCUCUGCUGGGCGCUUUCACCGGCUUCUACACCUCUUAUGCCGGAAGCAAGGCGCCAGUUGAGCACUUCACUCGUGGUGUCUGCAAGGAACUGCAAGGUCGUCGCGUCAGCGUCAACUGUGUCGCACCGGGUCCUAUGGACACUCCAUUCUUCUACCCCCAGGAGUCUCCCGAGGCCGUCGAAUUCCACAAGGCCAACGGUAUGGGCGGACGUCUUACCGAGGUCAGCGAUAUUGCGCCCAUUGUCAAGUUCCUGUGCACUGAAGGGACCUGGAUUACUGGUCAAACCCUCUUUGCCAAUGGUGGAUACACAACUCGGUAA